UUUCCAUCUUCGCUUUUAUGGCUUAAGUUGGACGAUCGCCACGCAUUCGUCUGCUCAUAACGCCCGCCUGUGACACGAAUGCGCACGUAAAUACGAAAGAUACACUGGGUGUCAUAAGGACGAGUGAGGAACCUUAUCUUAUCCUUAUCAGUUCUAAAAUCCAUUAUCGGACGAGUUAUCCCGAGGACACGAAGUCACCUGGAAAAUGGGCACCAGGUACCCCUCUCACCGCGGCGACGGAUCGCUCCGAUGCCACGCGCUCGAAACGAAAUGAAUUGUGACCAUUAAGCAUCCCGCGUUUUUAUUUUUUAAUAAAUCUGUUGUAAAUAAGGUUGUUGCUAAGUUAGAUACACCGCGCGAGAUGGCCCCGGAAGAUUUAGAAAGGCCGAGUGAGGACCAGGCGUGAGAGCAACGUGUCCGGGUGUGACUCGGGAAAGGCCACCGCGCGCUGCUUAACGGGCUAAGAAAAUAGAUAAAUAAAUAAGAGUAAAAAAAAAGAAAGAGAGCGAGAGAGGGCGGAUCGUUCAUAUAUUUUUGCAUGUGUGAGAGUGCAGGCCUACCCAACAGAAUGAACGGCCUCAUGGCCCGCAAGAAGAAGUACCGCUUCCAGGUGGAUGUGCGGGUCGAGGAGCUGCAGCACGUGCCCUUCGUCAACCAGGUGCUGUUCGCCAAGGUGCGCCUGCUCGACGGGGGCUUCACCGACCACUCCACCAGG
This is a messenger RNA of Penaeus monodon (black tiger shrimp), 715 nucleotides long. RefSeq names its product protein FAM102B-like. The record is from RefSeq and is a predicted model, not a curated record. NCBI's taxonomy places the organism in Eukaryota, Metazoa, Arthropoda, Malacostraca, Decapoda, Penaeidae.